Penicillium macrosclerotiorum is the source of this 303-nucleotide messenger RNA. RefSeq lists its product as uncharacterized. NCBI's taxonomy places the organism in Eukaryota, Fungi, Ascomycota, Eurotiomycetes, Eurotiales, Aspergillaceae. The record is from RefSeq and is a predicted model, not a curated record. Bases 1 to 303 code for a protein of 100 amino acids. The transcript is spliced from 3 exons.
AUGCGCGUCACAACUUUCAUCGUGGGCCUCUUGGCUACCCUGGCCGUGGAAUCGUCCGCAAAGAAGAUCAACAUGUCGUGCAAGUUUGCCGCCGACAAGACGGGCAUGAUGCAGUACCCCUACUGUUGCCGCGACCUCAAGGCCGCGCGACACAAUCCCAAGGCCAACGAGGCUGAGGAUUGCGUUCAGUUGACCGAGCCCCAACUCUGCGAAGACCAGUCACGCCCGGCUUGCUGCUACACGAUUGCGCAGAAGAAGAUUUGCACUUCGCACGUUAUUUUCCAGGAUGCGGCCGACGUUUAA